AUGGCUAAGAGAAUAGAUGGCCUCCAACUAGCUUCAGUGAGCACAACAAAUCAACCUUCAAUUGAAUGGGGUCAAAAUGAAGCAGGCAACGUUGAGCAGCAACAAGAACAGGUUCAAUAUAUGCAAAAUGCCUCAAAUUCUUCUCAAAAUGACUUCCAUGGUGACACAUACAACUCAUCCUGGAGGAAUCACCCCAACCUGAGAUGGGGUGAUGAUCAAAACCAUUGGCAGAAAAACAACAACUCCAACCAUUCCCGCAACACAAACAGCCAAAAUCAUUCAUCUAACAACACUAACCAAUACAAGAAACCACAAAACACAUACCAACCACCUCACAACAACCCACAAAUUCACCAAAAUACCUUCUCCACACUACCAUUCAACUCACAAAAUGCCCACCUCAAUACCCCAAACAACUUCCAGCAACAACAAUCACAUCCUAUCAUACCACCAAUUGACCAUCAUGAAACCAGGAUCUCAAGUCUUGAAGCAGCCUUGCAAGCCCUUACCCAAAACACACAAUCACUUGCUCAGGUCACUCAAAGUUUAGCAAAAGGACAAGAGAGUUUGCUUAAAGGACAAGAGAGACAUGAAGCCACCAUGAGGAACUGUACCACUGAAGACAACCCAAGGGACACAGGAAAAGCCAUAAAAUGGGAGGAGUGUAAAGCAAUCACUCUGAGAAGUGGUAAGAAGGUGGAGACAGAAGCCAUCACUCAGAAAGAGCACAACAAAGAAGGAUUAAAAGAAGAGGUGAAGGGGCAAAAGCAGGACCAAGAAACCUCUACACAAAGUGAUAAGUCAACUAAGAAAGAGGCGGUGAAAGCAUAUCAACUAAUGCUACCAUAUCCUCAAAGAUUCAAGGGAGAGAACAAAGAGAAGCAAUACUCCAAGUUCCUAGAGAUAUUCAAGACAUUGCACAUCAAUAUCCCCUUCAUAGAAGCACUUGAACAAAUGCCAUUGUAUGCAAAGUUCAUGAAGAAAUUGUUGACAAAGAAAAGAUCCUUCAAGGACAAAUGGUUGUAA
Molecule: messenger RNA, 1026 nt
Organism: Arachis ipaensis
Lineage: Eukaryota; Viridiplantae; Streptophyta; Magnoliopsida; Fabales; Fabaceae
Source: RefSeq, a predicted model, not a curated record